AUGAUCGGUUCAAGAGUGAUCCGGUCAAGUGCUGUCCGGUCAAAGAUGAUACGGUCGAGAGUGAUCCCGCCAAAUGAUGUCCGGUCAAAGAUGAUCCGCUCAAGAGUGAUCCGGUCAAAUGCUGUCCGGUCAAAGAUGAUCUGGUCAAGAGUGAUCCGGUCAAGUGCUGUCCGGUCAAGAGUGAUCCGGUCAAAUGCUGUCCGGUCAAAGAUGAUCUGGUCAAGAGUGAUCCGGUCAAGUGCUGUCCGGUCAAGAGUGAUCCGGUCAAGUGCUGUCCGGUCAAAGAUGAUCCGGUCAAGAGUGAUCCCGUCAAGUGCUGUCCGGUCAAAGAUGAUCCGGUCAAGGGUGAUCCGGUCAAGUGCUGUCCAGUCAAAGAUGAUCCGGUCAAGAGUGAUCCCGCCAAAUGAUGUCCGGUCAAAGAUGAUCCGGUCAACCGUAUCUAUCUAUCUAUCUAUCUAUCUAUCUAUCUAUCUAAGCCUUAUCUAUCUAAGCCUCUUAUCUCUCUCUAUCUAUCUAUCUAAGCCUUUAUCUAUCUAUCUAUCUAUCUAUCUAUCUAUCUAUCUAUCUAUCUAUCUAUCUAUCUCCGUCUCUUAUCUCCUUCUCUAUCUAUCUAUCUAUCUAUCUAUCUAUCUAAGCCUCAUCUAUCUAUCUAUUAGGUAA
Messenger RNA from Acanthosepion pharaonis, 660 nucleotides. NCBI's taxonomy places the organism in Eukaryota, Metazoa, Mollusca, Cephalopoda, Sepiida, Sepiidae. The record is from the annotation of a GenBank genome assembly.